Messenger RNA from Rhodamnia argentea, 1807 nucleotides. RefSeq names its product endoplasmic reticulum-Golgi intermediate compartment protein 3-like. The transcript has 15 exons. The record is from RefSeq and is a predicted model, not a curated record. Bases 238 to 1398 code for a protein of 386 amino acids. Lineage: Eukaryota; Viridiplantae; Streptophyta; Magnoliopsida; Myrtales; Myrtaceae. Gene Ontology annotation, cellular component: COPII-coated ER to Golgi transport vesicle; endoplasmic reticulum.
CGAAAAUGAAAGAGAGAGAGAGAGAGAGUCAUUGUAUUUCUUCAUUGAAUCGCCUGUGUUACGAAUUCUACUUAGAUCAACUGUAAUUCAACGAGGCGUUUCGGAGAUUUGCAUCCGUCUUCAGAUUCCCAUAGAUUCUCGCGUACGCGCAGAUCAGGAAUCGACGGGAAAUUGAGAGAGAAAAUCACAAUCGGAGACGGAGGGUUUUUUUUUUUUUUUCUGUGGGCGUAGCAGAAGAUGGACGCCGUAUUCAGCAAGCUCCGGAAUCUGGAUGCGUAUCCCAAAAUCAAUGAAGAUUUCUACAGCCGCACGCUCUCCGGCGGCGUGAUCACUCUCGUCUCCUCCGUCGUCAUGGUCCUCCUCUUCGUCUCCGAGCUUCGAUUAUAUUUACAUGCCGUGACUGAAACAAAGCUAGUGGUAGAUACAUCAAGAGGAGAACAUCUACGUAUCAAUUUUGAUGUCACGUUCCCUGCAUUAGCUUGCUCUAUGCUCAGCCUUGAUGCCAUGGAUAUCAGUGGAGAACAACACCUUGAUGUCAAGCAUGAUAUAAUCAAGAGAAGAUUAGAUUCUCAUGGCCAGGUGAUAGAAGCAAGGCCAGACGGAAUUGGUGCUCCGAAGAUUGAAAAGCCCUUACAGAGACAUGGUGGGAGGCUUGAGCACAAUGAGACAUAUUGUGGAUCGUGUUAUGGAGCAGAAACUUCAGAUGACGAAUGUUGCAAUUCCUGCGAAGAGGUCCGUGAAGCAUAUCGAAAGAAAGGUUGGGCACUUUCAAAUCCAGAUAUGAUCGAUCAAUGCAAAAGAGAAGGUUUUCUACAAAAGAUUAAAGAAGAAGAUGGUGAAGGAUGUAACAUCUAUGGGUUUCUGGAAGUUAAUAAAGUUGCAGGGAAUUUUCAUUUUGCUCCUGGAAAAAGCUUUCAACAAUCCAAUGUUCAUGUCCAUGAUUUACUAGCAUUUCAGAAGGACAGCUUUAAUAUUAGUCACAAGAUCAACAGGCUAUCUUUUGGAGACUAUUUCCCUGGUGUCGUCAACCCACUUGAUAAUGUGCAAUGGACGCAAGAAACGCCAAGUGGAAUGUAUCAGUAUUUUAUAAAGGUGGUGCCGACUGUUUACACAGAUGUGAACGGGCACACUAUCCAGUCAAAUCAGUUCUCGGUAACAGAGCACUUCAGGAACGCAGAAGUAGGACAGCUUCAGUCACUGCCAGGAGUUUUCUUCUUUUAUGACCUCUCUCCAAUUAAGGUGACUUUUACUGUGGAACAUGUGUCAUUCUUACACUUCCUAACGAAUAUGUGCGCUAUAGUUGGAGGUGUUUUCACGGUUUCAGGCAUCCUAGAUUCUUUCAUAUAUCAUGGUCAAAAGGCAAUCAAGAAGAAGAUGGAAAUCGGCAAAUUGAGUUAAAAAGUGAGCUUAUUUGGCAACUGUUCAAGGUUCGAUAGAUGGAUUUUUCCGAUACGUGACCCACUGUAGAGAUGAAAGCGGAGAACAAGGAUGACCAAAGUGGUUAUCUUUGAUAGGUCGGGAUGUUUCUUUUGAUCUAUGUUUGAUUGGUGCUGAUCAAUGAAAUAGACUGAUGCUGUCUGGCUCAACCAUUGAACGGUUGUUUCCCGCUCUUUGCCCACUAUAAAGGAAGUGUACCCUAGAAUGAGAAAGUUCCGUUCAUCUUUUAGCAUUUAGAUCGGUUUGGUCGAGUACAGUUUGGACAAUAUUUGAGGACGAGAUAUCCAUUGACAUGAAGGAUUUAAGUGUUCCAGAUUUUGGUCUCUUGCUAAUCUUUUAAGUUGAUGAUCACAAACAUAAUCUUGACCUA